ACGCUGCUCGCGGCAACAGCAUCUUGCAUUUGUGUGUCGGUUUUGAGCUGGUUUUAAUGCCAUUUAUUGUCAAAGAACGCUGCUCACGGCAACAGCAUCUUGCAUCUGUAUGUCGGUUUUGAGCUGGUUUUAAUGCCAUUUAUUGUCAAAGACCCUAUCAAUCUUCUUCGCGCUCUUUUCCAUGGAACGCUGCUCGCGGCAACAGCAUCUUGCAUCUGUGUCAGAUUUGAGCUCGAUUUAAUGCCAUUUAUUGUCAAAGUAUAAUGUGAGGAGAAAUGAAUAUAGGCCUUUUGCUCAGAAGGCAGAACUCAGUGGAACAGUAGCAGAACAGAUGCACUCAUCUUUGCGACAUGAAAAAAAUGGAUACUUUUCAAUGGAUCUUCUCUUCAAAAGCAGAGCCUGUACUCAACACCGCAUGGUGUUAAUCAGGAUGCGGGAGAUCGAUUCUAACUUGAUCAUGAAUGGAUUUUUCUGUCUCUUUCGGUCGCGACGGCAAAUUGCGUCGCAUUGAAUCAGCCGUGAGAAUAAAUUAUUCAAUUCAUUUUACUUAUAUUUCGCAUUGCCUAACGCUAUAAUUCAUAAGUUAUUGCCUAACGCUACAAUGUAUUGAUUAAUAUACGUUUAUUUGCUUGAGAUAUAUUCGGGUAGUAACUGCCAUUUUUACAAGUCAUUAAUUUUCUUUAUUUUCAACAACGAACUGUUGUCGCGUAUAACCAACCAAGGUACGCGCUGCAUAGCGAUCCUGAAUAGAUUUUUUAUUUAUUAGGAAAAUAUACAAUAAGCAGCACCGAGGAUGUAUAUUUACCAUCUUGUCCUCUAAUGAAAAUUACAUUAUGCCUUCUUAGCAGGAAUUGUUUCUUUCUUUUCUGGUCAUAAGUGCGUCGCGAAUAUGACCAGACGGGAGUGCCGAGUAAACAGUCGCGUGCGACCGUUAGAUUUUGUUUUAUUUUCUUUCUUUUCUGGUCAUAAGUGCGUCGCGAAUGUGACUAGACGGGAGUGCCGAGUGAGUAGUCGUGCGUAUGAUCGUUAGAUUUUGUUUUAUUUUAAAUAUCAAAAGUACAUCGUGCGAGUAAAUAAGUGCCGGAAGUACAAAGUAACGCGAAUGUCUAAAUUAGUGAAUUCGUAUUAGUGAGGCUCCAGUAAAGGAGCAUCGAAACUGCAGCUACAGUGAAUGUGUAACGUGAAGGGAAAUGGAUGUACUUUCGCUCAGGAGCAGAACUUGCACUCAUCUUCGGUCGACGAUGGAGCCUAAUGGACGGUUCUCAUUAUGCAGAUCGAGAGCAGGUGUGUUCGGAGCAACAGCGGAGCCGGCGGAUUGCAGCGGCGGGACAUCGGCUGUUUUUCCUGAUUGUCAGCCGAGGCGAGCCCUGCACGGAGUACGGAUGUCCCGGACGGCCGCAGUACGAGCCCUUCGUGCCCGCGCCCCCAGGACACACCCCCCGCUGCGCGUCACCGGGGCAGACUUUCUGCGAGAGCCUGGAUCAUUAUCCCCGACAACUCAUCAAGUUUCUCGUCGACAAAUGCAGCUUUGACUUUAGCACCGCGCUGCGAGACGAAUCUCGACACAGCUUCAACUCUUAUAGUUCUCCUCCGGAUUACAAUCAAGGCUAUGACUAUCCACGACAAGACGAUAGUCAAUUAUAUGCGCAGCUUCCUUUGAGAGAACAGCCGGCCUCGGUAUACGGACCUCCGUCCAAUAGCAGCCGCUACCACAGCUAUAAAUACUCUGCACCGUCGCAGCCGCAGAGAAAUCCUUUUCUCCCGGACGUAACGCUCAAGUAUCAACAGAAUAUCCAGCGACAAACCGAUCCCGCUUAUUCGCAGGAUCCCGCGAGCGUAUUUGGGCCGAAUCAAUCAUGGCUGACGAAUAGAUAUUUGAGAAAUGACAAAAUAGCGCCGCGAACUUAUCACGUGAAUCCUCUGUUGGGAUACGGGAAACUGAAGGGCGAUCGUGUGAAGAGGCAGUCGAAUACGGACGCCAUCACCAUAUGCCCCACGCAAGAGCAAUAUAUCGCUCCGAGAGCCGCUUUAAACAAUCAGGGCAACUGGAUGUAUGUUGUUAAUCUUCCGGGACAGGAGAGAUACACGCAGCUCGUCAAAAGCGAGAAAUGCUUGAAUGACGAAUGCAACGGUAUAUGCUCCAUACCGGAGGGAUACAGGAGCAGGUGUCAACAGCAAUUCGUGCAAAAGAGAUUAGUCGCUCUCGAGGGAAGCGGGAAUCGACUUUAUACGGACGUGUUCUGGUUUCCACACGGCUGCAUGUGCCAGAUCAUACCAAAUUACUAAAAACGGCAAACGAGCUGUGUCGCAUUAGUGAACGGUUUAAUCACUAAUUUAUAUAUUAUGCGACUUAUUCUGUUAAGGAUAAACUGCUGAAUGUAAUUACACGUAACCGUCGUCUUUUUUACGAUCGUAAUCCGGUAUCGUAACGCAGCACGCCUCGCAUCAGCGUUGAAAGCGAGCACCGGUAAUACAGCGUUCUAUGAACGAUGCGUACCCGAGCAAGUUUCAACAUUACCAGCGGCGUUAAAGUAGAGACGGAUAAGCAUUAUCAAUAUGUAGUUUAUUUUGUUGCAUCUGUUAAUUGCACAUUAGCGAAUUGCAAGCGGGCGCAAAUCUAUUCAUAAAAAUAUUAAUAUUGUAUUUGUUAGCGGUGAAUAAGCAAAAAGGCUUUCAACGAGAAAUAUUCUAUACUUACGUCUCGCAUUUUUAGUUUUAAAUAUAUUUUUUUUAUAUUAUUGAUUGGAGUGGAAAUCAUUGGAUGCGUCUUUUUUUACUUUUUAAGCAUCCUCGAUUCUCCCAGAAUUCUAAAAUUACGAGAGAGACGGCAUGCGUAGUAUUAGAUUAGUAUGGAUCUAUCAGUUUUUAUAAUAUAAUUGUUGUUAAUAAGCAUUGCUUUUAGUUGAAGGAAUAAAUAUUUGAUUUAGGGAUUAAUCUCGAUAAAUAGUUAAAAUGUUACGAUUCAGUUUAUUUGUGCAAUAAGUACUUUUUUCCAGCGAGAACGAGGAGAGGAAUCUUAUAUCAUAUAAUGAAACUUAAAAGCAGAUUUUUAUGUAUUAUUUAUAUACAAAUGAGUAAUAAAGACAAUAUAACGAAAAAUUGUUAUUAUUACCAGAUAGCAGAAUGUUAACAAUGCUA
This is a messenger RNA of Linepithema humile (Argentine ant), 3138 nucleotides long. It is a transcript of the gene spz5, whose product is annotated as protein spaetzle 5-like. Gene Ontology annotation, cellular component: extracellular region. Gene Ontology annotation, molecular function: Toll binding; growth factor activity. Gene Ontology annotation, biological process: innate immune response; central nervous system formation. The record is from RefSeq and is a predicted model, not a curated record. NCBI's taxonomy places the organism in Eukaryota, Metazoa, Arthropoda, Insecta, Hymenoptera, Formicidae.